This is a messenger RNA of Sphaeramia orbicularis (orbiculate cardinalfish), 2229 nucleotides long. Its product is annotated as B box and SPRY domain-containing protein-like. Bases 1 to 2130 code for a protein of 709 amino acids. Lineage: Eukaryota; Metazoa; Chordata; Actinopteri; Kurtiformes; Apogonidae. Gene Ontology annotation, molecular function: protein binding. The record is from RefSeq and is a predicted model, not a curated record. The transcript has 13 exons.
AUGGUUACCAACCUAGAUACGACCGCCGUAGCGCAUCAAAGCAAAUCGGCCGAUGACAUCAUCAGAUCCGCCACCUUCCCCGCUGCCCACGCUCCAUCUGUGGACGACGGCUCCCGCAGCGAGGGCGACCGUCGGCCCUACUCUGUGGCUGUCAUAGGGUCAGAGGGCAGGAGGCGGUCCCGAGAAGAGGAGGAGGAGGAGGCCUCGAAACGAAAACAGCUGCACGAGGAACAUCUGAGCAAGAUCCAGUCCGGUUUGGGGAAGUUGAUCCUGAAGGAGGAGAUGGAGAAAGACCAGAUCCGAGAGCGCCACGCCCGCAGUCUGUCAGCGCAGCGCUACGAGUCCAAACACAACAACGGAGACGCAGAUCCGACCUCUCCGACCAAAACCAACUCUUUACCAGGUUACGGCAGAAACGGCCUUCAUCGGCCCCAGUCCACAGACUUCACCCAGUACAACAGCUACGGGGACAUGUGUGGAGGAGGACGAGAUUUUCAGGCAGAUAGGGAGGCCAAGCCCCGCCCCCAUCUGUGGGACCGCCCCCAAAUCCACUUCAAAGAAAACACCCAGAGACGCAUGAACCAUCCACAAGCCAGGAUGGACAGAGACAGGGGGGAGACGGGGAGGAGACAGAGGACAGGUCCAGCCCCCUACCAUGGUCCAGCCCCCUCCUUAGGUCCAACCCCCUCCUCAGGUCCAGCCACCUUCCCUGGUCCAGCCCCCUCUUUAGGUCCAGCCCCCUCCUCCUCAGGUCCGGCCACCUUUCCUGGUCCAACCCCCUCCUUAGGUCCAGCCCCCUCCUCCUCAGGUCCGGCCACCUUCCCUGGUCCAGCCCCCUCCUUAGGUCCAGCCCCCUCCUCCUCAGGUCCGGCCACCUUCCCUAGUCCAGCCCCCUCCUUAGGUCCAGCCCCCUCCUCCUCAGGUCCGGCCACCUUUCCAGGUCCAGCCCCCUCCUUAGGUCCAGCCCCCUCCUCAGGUCCAGCCCCCUCCUUAGGUCCAGCCCUCUUCCCUUGUCCAGCCCCCUCCUCAGUUUUCCAGGAGUCCUUAGAAAAACAUCAGCAGAAUCUGAAGAAACAGCAGGAGGCGCUGAAGUUCAGACUGAAGAAGCUGGCAACCAGACAGAGCCAGAUCACAAGACAGUCCUCGGGGAUCAGGGACCACAUCAUCAGGACCUACCAGGAGAUCCAGUCGGUCCUGGAUGCGGACCUGAGGACCACCCUGUCCCACCUGGAGAUGGAGGAGCGGGCGGCAGUGGCGGCUCUGGACGGACUCAUGGAGACCAACUGUUCCCUGAUCCAGGACAUCGAGCAGGACCUGGCCCGGCUCAGCUUAGUCCUGGACCAGAUGGACGUCCAACCCCAUCCCACGGCAGUCUUCACUUUUCCAGAACAGGACGACAUGGACACAGAAGACAGGGUGGCGGAGGUUCUGAACCGGACCGACCCUGGCAGUGUGAACCUGGACCAGGCUAAAGCCGAUCACAUGAUCCAGCUGAGCUCCAACCUGCUGCUGCUGAUCAGCGCCCAGACGCCCAUCAUCAGGACUGUGAUCAGGAGCUAUUCCAGCGAGGUGCAUCUGAAUCCAGACUCCGCCCACCCCAAGCUCAUCAUCUCCCCCCGCGGCGACAGCGCCACCUACACCGACGCCUGGCAGGACGUUCCCGACGUCCCCGAACGCUUCGACACCACCCUGAACGCCGUCAGCUCGCAGGGCGUGGACUUCGGGCGCCACUACUGGGAGGUGGACGUGUCGGGGAAGACGUACUGGGAGCUGGGCGUCACAUACGCCGCCAUCCCGCGCAAAGGCCCCUCCGAGGACUGCUGGCUCGGCCGCGGCACCGAAUCCUGGUGCGUGGAGUUCUUCGACGGCGAGUACACGGCGUGGCACGGCGGCGUUCCCCGCCAGCUGCCCGUGCUCAAGCGCUUCAGCCGGGUGGGCAUCCUGUGCAGCGUCCCCGCCGGGACGGUGACGUUUCUGGAGGCAGACGCCAUGACGCCGCUGUUCACCUUCUGCGCGGGGACGUUUACCGACCGCCUCCAUCUGGCCGUUUGUCCGGGUCACGACCACGGCGGCACCAACACCAAGCCCAUCAUCAUCUGCGGCGCUCCGUCUCCAACCAGCGAUCUGUGACGGACGCCAAAUGGACGCAAAUGAUCCUGGAAUGUAUGAAUGUAGACACUGGGGCGGGGCGGGGCAGGGCGGGAACGCUCAUGUCCGUCAAUAUCGAUA